This is a messenger RNA of Malurus melanocephalus (red-backed fairy wren), 747 nucleotides long. Its product is annotated as C-C motif chemokine 17-like. The transcript is spliced from 3 exons. NCBI's taxonomy places the organism in Eukaryota, Metazoa, Chordata, Aves, Passeriformes, Maluridae. Gene Ontology annotation, molecular function: CCR chemokine receptor binding; chemokine activity. Gene Ontology annotation, cellular component: extracellular region. The coding region runs from base 243 to 521 and encodes 92 amino acids. Gene Ontology annotation, biological process: lymphocyte chemotaxis; cellular response to tumor necrosis factor; G protein-coupled receptor signaling pathway. The record is from RefSeq and is a predicted model, not a curated record.
UUCCAUUGAAAGCAGAACUGCUCYUGAAACUUUUUCCACCCAUCACUGGAUGGGUCCCAAAAAUAAACGAGAGAAAGCCCCUUGUCCCCAUGAAGAGGUUUCUUAGAACAAUGGAAAUGUUUGGAAACGCGCCAGAGAGUGGGCGGCAAGCAGAGGAUAAAUGACAGCACGGGGAGAGCCAAAGCCACGGCCAGCAGGCAGGGAAGCACAGAGGACGGACCAAGAGCCACCACASAGCCACCAUGCUCCCUGCAAGGACCGUCCUGCUGCUCACCCUGCUCCUCAGCUUCUCCCUGCACCACGCCUCAGCACAYUUUGCACCUGUGGAAUGCUGCUUUGAGUACGCACAGAAACCCAUCCGACACCCUCAGAGCUUCUACAGGACAUCCAAAGACUGCCCCAAGCCUGCAGUUGUGAUUGUGGCUGCCAGUGGUGAUGAGAUUUGUGCCGACCCCAAGAAGUCCUGGGUGAAGAAAAUGGUAAAACGGCUUCAAGCAAAAAAUAAUCCAUCCACCGUCUGACUUGCCCAUCCAGUCCUCCUGUCCCUGGAGGGAGCCAACGGUGCUGGCAGCUCUUCUCCAAAGGGUGCUGUGGCAGCAGACACUGUCACUGCAGGAGGAGCCAUCCCUGCAGGAUCAGGUGUCACCGUGCCACAAACCAGCCAGCUACCCAGCUCCUCCUGCUCUCACUGCCCUGCCAAGAUGUACCAGUGGAAMAAAUAUUUAUAUUAAAGACUCAUUGCCUCAA